AUGCCGCAUACGAAUCGCAAAAAGAAGAGUGGAGCGGGGGAUACCGGAGAUGUAGUGAUGAACGGAGCGGAGAAAACAAAAAAGAUUGUGCAACCUAUGAAGAGGAAACAAGUAGAGGAUGGAGAGGGCUGGACACAUGUUAUAGGAGGAGGAAAGAAAGCCAGUAGUGGAGAAGCAUGGACGCACGCGGGAGAUUUUGUGAAGGAUGGAGUUGCGUAUAUUGAGAGGACGGUGGAGGAAAUGAGGGACGAUUUGGUGUAUUAUGGGAAACAAUGGGAGAGUAGUGAAGCGGCGAAACAAUUGAAGGGGGUAUUGAAGGGAAAGGGUGCGGUGAAGAAUGUGGUUUGUUUGGGGCUGGGAAGUUUACAAAGUGCGAGGAGAGAAGGGAGGAGGAGUAGUUUUACGCAAUUGGCGGCCUUGAUGAUGAUUUUGGAAGAGUUGGGUGGUAUUGGUGCGGAUAAAAUACAAUGCGUAUUUCAAGAUCCUCAAUAUACAGAAACUGACAAGGAGUUCUUGAUUUCUUUGGCUGGAAUAGUGGUAGAUGACCCGUUAGCAUUUGAUCAUAUUAAAGAGGAUACUCUAGUAUAUGCGAUACAUUGUUAUGGACCAGUUUACAAGACGAUUAGUUCAGGACCUCAACCAGCUGUUCUUAUAGGAACAGAUAUGGAUAAUUUUUCUAGAUUAUACUUGUAA
Messenger RNA from Sclerotinia sclerotiorum 1980 UF-70, 693 nucleotides. RefSeq lists its product with no specific name. The transcript has 2 exons. The record is from RefSeq and is a predicted model, not a curated record. The coding region runs from base 1 to 693 and encodes 230 amino acids. NCBI's taxonomy places the organism in Eukaryota, Fungi, Ascomycota, Leotiomycetes, Helotiales, Sclerotiniaceae.